UUUUCCUAUUUUUCUUCCCAGAUCCAAGUAUUUUAGAACAUGCUCAAGAGGUGAGCACUUAACUAUAGAGUUUGAGAAUCUAGUAGAAAGUGAUGAAGGUGAAAGCCCAGGAAGCAGUCAUAGGCCUCUUACUGAGGAAGAAAUUGUUAACCUAAGAGAAAGGCAUUAUGAUUCUAUUGCUGAAAAACAGAAAGAUCUUGAUAUGAAAAUUCAAAAAGAGUUAGCCUUACAAGAAGAGAAGUUAAGACUAGAAGAAGAAGCUUUAUACGCUGCACAGCGUGAAGCAGCCAGGGCAGCAAAGCAGCGAAAGCUCUUGGAGCAAGAAAGGCAGAGAGUUGUACAGCGAUACCAUCCUUCAAACAACGGAGAAUAUCAAAGUUCAGGACCAGAAGAUGACUUUGAAUCUUGUUUAAGAAAUGUAAAGUCACAGUAUGAAGCCUUUCGAAGCAGUAGACUCUCAUCAGAUGCCACAGUUUUGACACCAAAUACAGAAAGCAGUUGUGAUUUAAUGACCAAAACUAAAUCAACUAGUGGAAAUGAUGACAGCACUUCUCUAGAUCUAGAGUGGGAAGAUGAAGAAGGAAUGAAUCGCAUGCUUCCGAUGAGAGAACGUUCCAAAACAGAGGAAGACAUUCUCCGAGCAGCACUUAAGUACAGCAGCAAGAAGACAGGAAGUAAUCCUACAUCAGCCUCUGAUGAUUCCAAUGGGCUGGAGUGGGAGAAUGAUUUUGUUAGCGCCGAAGUGGAUGAUAAUGGCAAUUCUGAGUAUUCCGGAUUUGUAAAUCCUGUGUUAGAACUGUCUGAUACUGGCAUAAAAUCUGAUGCAGAUCAACAGAAACGAUAAGGCAAAAUUGUGUGACCCUGUUUAUCAGUUGUGACCAAAUUUUAAAAACCAAGUAGAAUGUAUAAAUCGUUGUGCAGAGCCUUUUUGUAAGAGGGAGAUAGGAAACCAUAUUGUAAAUGCUUAUUAAAAGGAAUAGAAAUGGUAGGCUAUCUCUGAGUUGCUUCAGAAUUAAGUGCAAUUUCAUCAUCUGCCUUCUGCUUUUCAAAAACAAUUUAAUGGUUCUGUCAUGUUAUUAAAUUUAUUUUAAAUCAUCUUUAUAUCAUUCCUAUUUACCAUUUGUAGGUUUUCACUUAAAAGAAUAGUUUUAUCUUUACUUUCAAUGCUUUCGCAAGCCUAUUUCAGUAGCUCUCUGUGAAAAUAUUAAGGCAUUUUAUGUUAAUUCUCAGCAGAUGUGAAGGGAGCAGGAGGAGGGACUGCCAGAUCAGAUUUAUAAUAGAGUUCCCGUUUCCAGCAUUAUUUACUCCUACGGCUUAUUUAAAUUUUAUUAUCUAAUAGUAAGCACAAUUGAGUAGAUGACCCUAAAGAAAGGCUGAAGUAUCCAUUUCUCUCUACACUUACUGCGUAUCCUACUAUAAUAAUGUCCAUUCAGUCUGAACAAAGGAUAAUAUGUUACAAUAAGCUUUCAGAGUUAGGACACUUGAAGCUGGUAAUCAAAAGUAAUAUUGAAGAAAAAACAUAUAAUUAGGUUUUUCUCUUCCUUUUACAUGCUGCCAGUAUAAAUGAAUAUUGACUUUAAGUUAAUUGAUAUAUUAAAUUUCUAAGUGUCAUUUUUUUAAAAAUUCUAUAUUUCCAAUGAAUGAUCUUAGAAAGAUUUUACACAGGACAUAUUCUCUGUGCAUGAUUUAUUAAGAAAGGAAAACCUAAAAAGGCAAUACGGGUAUUUCAAAGUAAAAUCCUUUCCAGUGUGAAAGGAUCCAUUGAUUUUAUUAAGCUUUCCUUUGCCUUGUAAUACAAGGUGCUUUAAGGGGAUGGAACUAAUAAGCAUAUCAGUAUAUAUAAAUGCAUUUUGUUUUAUGCAUUGAGCUCUUUUUUCCCUAAAGUUUAUGUAUCAAUUUGAAAGGCCAACGAUAAUAAGCACUCCCUAAUUGCUUGUCUUAAUUUUGCUGAGGAUUGAGUAUGAUUUUAGGAAGCAUACUGUUUUCUGAUUUUUCCUUGGUGUGUUUUUUUUUUUUU
Hyaena hyaena (striped hyena) is the source of this 2017-nucleotide messenger RNA. It is a transcript of the gene AP1AR, whose product is annotated as adaptor related protein complex 1 associated regulatory protein. The annotation marks the transcript as partial. The transcript has 9 exons. Gene Ontology annotation, biological process: negative regulation of cell motility; negative regulation of substrate adhesion-dependent cell spreading; regulation of Arp2/3 complex-mediated actin nucleation. The record is from RefSeq and is a predicted model, not a curated record. Lineage: Eukaryota; Metazoa; Chordata; Mammalia; Carnivora; Hyaenidae. Gene Ontology annotation, molecular function: AP-1 adaptor complex binding.